ACGCACGAGGCAGACCAAACCGACCAGCGUUCAGGAAAGAGCAAGCAUCCGUUUUCUAAUACUCUUUUACAAAUUUCGUUUUCCGCUGAGGAAAAAUGAAGCGCAGUUUGAGCGACAGUGACAGUGAGAGCUUAUUCGAUGACGAUUUGAAAUCAAGUGGGUCACCUUCCCAGAGUUGCCAUGUUACAGACAGAAAAAAGAGACGUGGGGUUAUUGAGAAGCGUCGACGUGACAGAAUAAACAACAGCUUGUCAGAACUCCGUCGUCUUGUUCCAUCCGCAUUUGAAAAACAGGGGUCAGCAAAAUUGGAGAAGGCUGAAAUCUUACAAAUGACCGUUGACCACUUGAAACUGCUGCACCAGAAAGGUAUGAACGGAUAUAAUUAUCCAGACCCCCACAACCUUGCUGUGGAUUACAGAGGUGUUGGGUACCGAGAAUGUGCAUCAGAAGUUGCGCGUUAUCUCGUUGCUGUGGAAGGAAUGGACUUGCAGGAUCCUAUGAGAAUGAGAUUAUUGAGUCAUCUGCAGUGUUUCUCUGCCCAAAGAGAGGCUGCAGCCAAAGCCACGCUUCAAAAUUCAACAUGGAGUAGCAUGACACCGCAUACACCAAUCACCAAUCAGUACGCCAACGGAAGUAGUAUGCAGUCUAUGGGAUCUUUGAACAACCAGUCAGAGUUAGCAAUGAGCACUCAUUCCUCCCAUCAAGGGAUUUCAUCAGUGUCCUUCAGUGAGGCCCGGAUCAGCCAACCUGAGUCCCUUCAUGGAAACCUCCGACUUCCCUCUAGUAUGAAUAUGCCUAUUCACGGACAAAUGUCUAACAUGAACACUGCUGCCGCACAACAAGUGUCGCCGUCUUUGCUUCCUCAGUUACACGGACAGUUCCCAGUGUCGUUAAACUCUAUGCAAAGUAUGAUGUCACAAAAUGGUUCGAACAAUUACAAUAACAACUCUGUGAAACCCUAUCGUCCAUGGGGAAGUGAGCUAGCAUACUGAUAGCAUCUCGUCACUCGUUGAUAAAAACAUCGUCGUGUGUUUAACUGAAAACUUCCAAGUUAAUAACACUUCACGAAAAAACAAAAAUUGAAUUACGAGAAAACUACUUUUUGUGAUGCAACACAGCUGAAAUCAUUCCAUGGAGUUUGUUGGAUACUAUAUGUAUGUUACUUAAUGUGAAUAUGUGCUUAUUAUGUUCGUCUGGCUAUGAUUACUGAGAAUGUGACUGUCUAAUUUGAUUUUUACUAUAGUUGUAAAAUGUGUGUUAUUCAGACAACGAAGUGCUUCUUAAAGUGGUAUAGUGAUGACAGCCUUACAUCGAGAUAUUUAAUUAAUUUUAAAAUUUAAUGUUAAAAUUUACGCGAAAUUCAACUCUACAAAAAUGACGUUCACACUCUGAGUUCAAAAGUACUUUGGUAAAAUGUUUCCAUUGUAUCAUGAACAGAAUGAUAAUCAUUACAAAGUUAACUCUUCAAAUACGUUAUUAUUUUUCAUAUUUCAGAACGAUUUCAAGUUUAUCAAGUGAGGUCGUGUUAAUCUUGCAACAAAAUAGUGAUUUUUUUUCAUUAAAAUAAGUUAAAAUUGUUUGGUAUACAGAAACUAUUGUGUAGCGAUAUAAAGUAAUGUUCUGUAGCUUAAGAAUAAGAAAAUGAAUUGAAUAUUAUACCAGUAUAAAUUUAUCUUUUAUAGUACUUAUAAUGUA
Molecule: messenger RNA, 1695 nt
Organism: Mizuhopecten yessoensis (Yesso scallop)
Lineage: Eukaryota; Metazoa; Mollusca; Bivalvia; Pectinida; Pectinidae
Product: hairy/enhancer-of-split related with YRPW motif protein 1-like
Exons: 5
Coding region: 96-992 (298 amino acids)
Biological process (GO): regulation of neurogenesis; anterior/posterior pattern specification; regulation of transcription by RNA polymerase II
Cellular component (GO): nucleus
Molecular function (GO): protein dimerization activity; RNA polymerase II cis-regulatory region sequence-specific DNA binding; DNA-binding transcription factor activity, RNA polymerase II-specific
Source: RefSeq, a predicted model, not a curated record